AUGGGGGGGGGGGUUUGGGGGGGGGGGGAGUUAGGUUGUGUGGGGGAAGGGGGGUUGGGGGGGGGGGUGUGGGGUGGGGGGGGGGGGGGUUGGGGGGGUGUGUGUUGUGGGUAUUGGGUGGGGGGGGAUUUUGGGUGUGGUGGGGGGGGGGUUGUUUUGGGGGUAUGGUGGGGGGUGGGUGGGGGGGGGGGGGGUUUGUGGGUUGGGGGGGUGGUGGGGGGGGGGGGUUUGGGGGUUUGGGGGGGGUGUGGGGGGGGGGGGGGGGGGGGGGGGGGUGGGGGGGUUGGGGGGUGGUGGGGGGGGGGGGGGGGGUGUGGGGGGGGGUUGGGGGGUGGUGGGGGGGGGUUGGGGGUUGGGGGGGUGGGUGGUGGUGGUGGGGGGGGGGGGGGUUGGGGGGUUAUGGUUGGGGGGGUGGUGGGGGGGGGGGGGUUGUUGGGGUGUAGGGGGGUUUGGGGGGGUUUUGGGGGGGGGGGGGGGAUGGGGGGUGGUUUGGGGUGGUUGUGGGGGGGGGGGUUUGGGGGGGGUUGGGGGGUGGUGGGGGGGGGGGGGGGGUGGGGUGGUUGGGGGAGGGGGGGUUGGGGGGGGGGGGGGGGUUGUGGUGGGGGUGUGGGGGGGUGGGGGGGGUGGGGGGGGGGGGGUGGGGGUGGGGGGUGUGGGGGGGGGUGUGGGGGGGUUUGUGGGGGGUGGGGGGGGUGGGGGGGGGGUGGGGUGGGUUGGGGGGGGGGGGUGGGGGGGUGUGGGUUGGGGGGGUGGGGUGGGGGUGUGGUGGGGGGGGGGUUGUGUUGUUUUGGUGAGGGGGGUGGGGGUGGUGGGGGGGGUGUGGGUUUUGGUUGUGGGGUUGUGGGGUGUUGGUGGUUGUUUUUUUGUGGGGGGGGUGUGGGGGGGGGGGGGGGGGGGGGGGGGGGGGGGGGUGGGGUUGGUGUAGGGUGGUUGUGUUUGUUUUGUUGUGUGGUUUGGGGGGGGGGGGGGGUGGGGGUUGUGUGUGGGUUGGGGGGAGGGGUGUUGGGGGGGGGGGUGGGUGGGUUGUGGGUGGGGGUGGUGGGGGGUGGUGGGGUGGGGUGGGUGUGGGGGUGGUGGGGGGGGGGGGGGGGGGGGGUGUGGGGGUGUGGGGGGGGGGGGGGGUGGUGGGGGGGGGGGGUGGUGGGUUUGGGUGUGUUGUUUUUUGGGGGGUUGGGGGGGGGGGGGGGGGGGGGGGGUUGGGGGGGGGUGGGGGGUUGUGGGGGGUGUGGUGUGGGGGGGGGUGUUGGAUGUUUGUGGGGGGGGGGGGGUGUUUUGGUGUGGGGGGGGGGGUGGGGGUGGGUGGGUGGGGGGUGUUUGGGUGGGUUUGGGGGAGAGGGGUGGGGGGGGGGGGGGGUGUGGGUUGUGGGGGUGUUGUGGGGGGGUUGUUGUUGA
Knipowitschia caucasica is the source of this 1392-nucleotide messenger RNA. NCBI's taxonomy places the organism in Eukaryota, Metazoa, Chordata, Actinopteri, Gobiiformes, Gobiidae. The record is from the annotation of a GenBank genome assembly.